Molecule: messenger RNA, 345 nt
Organism: Periconia digitata
Lineage: Eukaryota; Fungi; Ascomycota; Dothideomycetes; Pleosporales; Periconiaceae
Source: the annotation of a GenBank genome assembly
AACAAUCGCAAGUAGACGCAUGCAGUCUUUACCAACACUGUCUGCCUUCAGUAUACAGCAGGGAAUUAUCCCGCAACUUAUUGCAGGUCUUUCCAUUCCAGUAUCGAAGAAUCCCUUGUCUAGUAAGCAAAAUUUGACUCUUAAACAAGUGACGGAGGACUCACUUUACGUGUAAGUACAUAGAGUCGUGAUUUUUUGGGGGGAAUUUUUGGGCUGUAGUCUUCAUUAGUGCUCCUAGCACACAGACGGGAUGCUUACAAUACAGGAUUAGAAAAGAGGCGAUAAUCACAAUAACUCCCCCUUACACAACAAAGUAUCUUAAAUGUUGUCUAGCUACUCUAUCCU